CACUUUCAGCCGAGUCGAUAACGGAAGGAAGAAGGAAAGAAAGACUCUCUCGACGAGUCAUAAACGCCUGGCUUCAGAGGAAUCGGUCAGCGUCGCCUUCAGGUUAUCGCCAUGAUUCGGAAUUCGGUGCUUUCAAAUUACGACGCCUUGAGCUGGACCACCAUUGUGAUUAUCGCUGUCUACGUACUCUACAGGCUGGUCAGGUCCCGCCAAAAAACAUUCAACUAUUUCAAGGAAAUCGGAAUACCGGGCCCGGAGCCAAGCCUUAUAUGGGGAAAUCUUGCCGAGUACCACAAGAAGGGCUUCGUGCACGCCAUCACAGACUGGAGCGCCAAGUAUGGGGACGUAUUCGGAUUUUACAAUGGCGAUCUUCCAAUGCUGGUCGUGAAGGACUUGGAUUUCAUAGCUUACGUUUUCGUGAAGGACUUCAAGAACUUCACUGAUAGAGGUGUUCUCAUGCGAACCAACCAGGAGCAUGGCGUCCUGAGUAACAGCCUCAUAAAUGCCAAAGGAGCAGAGUGGAAAAGAACGCGGAGCUGCAUGUCACAGGCUUUCACUUCCAACAAGCUGAAACAAAUGAUGCAGGACCUCGAAAAAUCAGCCGACCUUUUCGUCGAAACGCUGGGAAACUUCGCCGACUCUGGACGAGAGUUGGCUAUCCACAAGCCAUUACAAGGUCUGGCCUUAGACUACACCGGCCGGGCAGCUUUCGGACUCGACUGCUGCUUUCAGCGGAAUCUCUCGCAUUCUUUCAUGCGAGCUGCACUCGAGGUGGUACAUGGUCUCAUGACUGGACCAUUUCACAUGAUCGCCCAUUGCACAAGUACACUGGGCGAUAUUGUAUCCCCCAUAUUCUGGCUGAACGAAAAGUUUGGCUCCUUCAGCUUCAGCACUUUUGGCAAGGAAACCAAUAAGGUCGUAGAAAUGAGACUUCGCCGUCCAGAGGCGAGAAGACCAGACCUGUUGCAGAUUAUGCUAGACGCAACUGAGCGCGCAAACGAUGUUGACCCAAAAAGCAAAGCAGGCAUGACCCUUCAAGAAGUCGAGCUCAACACCACUGUGAUGAUGGUUGCCGGUUUCGAGACAACUUCGACGACGAUAGCCUUCAUGGCCUACGUUCUAGCAAAGUACCAAGAUGUCCAAGAAAAGGUCAGAACGGAAGUCACCGAAGCACUUGAGAAAUAUGGAAAGUUGAAUUACGAGGCUGUCAUGCAAAAUAUGAAGUACUUAAGAAGCGUUCUGGAUGAAACACUAAGGAUCUACCCCCCAAGCACUUUGUUUACCACAAGGCGUGCUAUCAAAGAUUUCGAAUAUAAUGGCGUCAGGUACAAGGCCGGUACUUCGAUCAUGGCUCCGACGAUGAAUAUACACAUGGACCAUCGCUACUGGCCUAAACCCCACAAGUUUGACCCCGAGAGGUUUCUCGGCGAAAACGUGGCCUCCCGGGCAUCCAUCGCUUACCAACCUUUUGGUGUUGGACCGAGAAGCUGCAUAGGAGAACGCCUCGCCAUCUUAGCUGUUAUGUAUACAGUGGCAAGAAUGGUUCGAAACUACAAAAUGAGCCUUGGAGAGUCUCAGCAGGGUGACCUCGAGCGCCGAUAUUAUGCCGCGAUGGCUGCACCAAAAAACGGUCCAUACAUCAAGUUUCAAAGAAUCUGAUGACCAGUUAUCUUCAGAUAUAUCAGGUACAUAGCCUGGACGUUAU
Molecule: messenger RNA, 1705 nt
Organism: Rhipicephalus microplus (southern cattle tick)
Lineage: Eukaryota; Metazoa; Arthropoda; Arachnida; Ixodida; Ixodidae
Product: cytochrome P450 3A41
Molecular function (GO): iron ion binding; oxidoreductase activity, acting on paired donors, with incorporation or reduction of molecular oxygen; steroid hydroxylase activity
Source: RefSeq, a predicted model, not a curated record